This is a messenger RNA of Paramecium sonneborni, 1695 nucleotides long. The record is from the annotation of a GenBank genome assembly. NCBI's taxonomy places the organism in Eukaryota, Ciliophora, Oligohymenophorea, Peniculida, Parameciidae.
AUGAAAAAAUAUAAAAAACUACUUAAACCCUUUCGAUCUCUUGAUCUCUUCACUAAACCAGUAUCCUUACUAAUAAAAGAUCAAGAGCGUCACAAAACCUAUUGUGGUGCAUUUCUUACAAUUAUCAUAAUAUCAAUGAUGAGUGUCCUCUUAUUCAUGAAUUUCUUCAAUUUAGAUAAAAAUCCUCGUUCUUAUCAAUAUUAGAUCUAUCAUUAAACAUUAAACUGUACUUAGUUUAUAAAUUUUACAAUGCAAAUAACUGGAGUGGAUGAACAAAACUUAGAUGUCAAAACUUCAGAUGGUCCACUUUAAAGGAGUUAGGAUAUAUAUCAAUAUGCUUAAAAUGUUAGUUUAUAUGAAACAGAUUAAAGAGUAUAAUAUGUUAUCGUAGAGAUAUAUCUCAAAGAUGUGAGUCAAGUACAAAAAUCAGUGAAAAGUCUUGAUUUUUCGUUUGAAAUACCAACUUUUUAUUAUGAUUUAUAAGAUGUUAAAGAUCCUGUAAAAAUAAGAAUGGAGAAAAUAGAUACUACUUUAAGUCCAAAUAUUCAAAAAAGAAUUGAUAUUUACAUGAGUCCUCUUACAGUAAUUUCAGAUAGUGGAAUGGUAUUAAAAGAUGAGACAAAGUAAAGUUUAUUAGCAUAUUAAUAUCAUAAAGAAUCAUACGAAUUUGAGAAUCCAUAGAUGCUGCUUCAUUUAAGAAUACGUUUGGAUAAAACUGAAUUUGUUUAAUACAGAUCAUAUCCUAAAUUAUAAUAAAUUCUUGGAGAAGCUGGUGGUUUAUGGAAUGUCAUAUUUACAUUAGCAAUGUUUUUAUAAUUACCAUUCAGCAAUUUAUCUUAUCGAUUGUAAAUAGUGAAUUCACUAUUUAAUUUUUCCAAUGAAGAUGAUACAACAACUGAUAAUGAUAGGAUGUAGGUUGUAAAUGAUAAAUUUAUUGAGAAAGUUUCAAUUCCAUAAUAGAUAGAUAAGAAAAUUCCAUUAUGUUAUAGUGAAGUGAAUCUUCCAAUAGGACCUGUGUUGAAAAAGUAAAAAUCUUGGAGUCAAUUAAACUAAAUGAAUAUAAAAAAAAGAUUAUAUAGUAUUUAAAGAAAGAGUCAAUUGAUUACAGAGGCUGAUACUGAUAAUUAGAAGGCACAUAUAACAAAUGAGAUAUCUGCAUCAAUUAAAAGAUUUUUCAGAGUAGUUACCAAAAAGCUACAUUUAAAUUUCUUAGAAUAUAUAACCUUUCAAUUUCCAAGAGGAAAGAAUAAUAACAAUAUUAAGUAGGAGUAAUUCGAUUUUGCGGUUAAUCGGAUUCUAAAGUCUCUUGAUAUUUUGUACAUUAUCAAUAAAUUACAUGAAAUUGAUAAAUUAAAAUACAUUUUAUUGAAUAAAGCUUAGAUAAAGAUGUUUGAUUAUUUACCUAAACCAUUUAUAGGAUCAGACCCAGAAGAUAUAUCAGAUGAUAAUUUCUGUUCACUUUUGAAACCAGCGAAGACUCCUUAUUAGAAGGCAUUGGAGGCUUAACAAGCAUUUAAAGAGAUUAUUACUAAUUAUUAAGAUCCAAUAAAUCAAAAAUUGAUAAACAGUAUGGAUGAACCUAUCAUAGAUUUAAUGAAAUUAUAGUUGAAUUAAGAUAUUUAAAUUUUAGACACAUCAGUGAUUAAUUAAUUAGUUCAGAGUGCGGAAUACAAAUUAGAUACAGAAAGAUAAUGA